Strongyloides ratti is the source of this 801-nucleotide messenger RNA. RefSeq lists its product as hypothetical. Bases 1 to 801 code for a protein of 266 amino acids. Lineage: Eukaryota; Metazoa; Nematoda; Chromadorea; Rhabditida; Strongyloididae. The transcript is spliced from 2 exons. The record is from RefSeq and is a predicted model, not a curated record.
AUGUUUGAUCCAUCAACUUAUUGGAAAGAAUCAAUAAUAACAUCUCAAGAAAAAGACAAUGUUAAUAAAAAUUUUAUUGAAAAUAUUAUUAAAUCACCGAAUUCAACGUUAUUAACAAAAAUUUCCAUGUUAUCAUCAAGACAACAAUCUGAUUUCAUGUCAAAACUUAUUAAUUUUUGGCCUAUAGAUAUAGAAAGAAGAGCCUACAAUUAUUCAACUUUUCCAAUAGUAGCUGGAUCUAUUGUAACAUCAACAAUAAUUAGUACUAAAAUAAAUUCAAAUUUUUAUAUGUUACCUGAAAAACUUAAAUUUCAAACGGCACUUUCUCUUUGUCCUAAGAGGCCUCUUGUUUUAGCUAUAUAUGUUUCUUCUCUCACAACAUUUGGAUUUGAUUUUUUGUUUGUUAAGAAAGAACUUCUCCAAUUAAAAGAACAAUGUUCAUCGUGUAUCUUGACAAAAUGUAUUGCUGGUGGAAUACUAUCUGGUGUUGUUCUUCCUAUACUUUCUUUACCAUAUUUAUCAUAUUAUUUUUUAUCUUUUAAUAAUGCUAUGAAACUUCCUGAUCCAAAAAAUUUUACUGCAUUUAUGUCAAUAUCACUUGAAGGAAUCAAAAUAUCUUUAUGGGGAAGAAAUAGAAUUUUUAAUACCAUAGAAAUGGAUAAUGAUUUUUUGAAUAAUUUUUAUGGUGAAAUUGAAAAUAAGCAAACAUUUACUGAAAAAAUUAUUAAAUUUUUAAGAAAAGCAUCUUUCAUUGAUGAAAUUAUGAUUGCGGAAGAAAAAAAAACAAAAAGAAAUAUAUAA